UACUAAACCUGUCAUUAUCUAUAGCGCAUUCGAGCUGGCUCGCGUGUAUCCUCCCAUAUCCUCCUGUGAUCUGGCAUUUGUAGACUAUAGACCUUCCCUUAUCGCUGUACACUAAUAGACGCAAUGGCUCCUACAACUCUCGAGCACGCCUUUUCCAAGGACUCCACUAAUAUCGCGGUCAUCGUCCCUGGCAAGCCUGCCCUGAGCGUCUCCUACCAGAAGCUUUCUUCUGAUGUGAAGGCCUUCCAGCAGAAGCUCGCCGAUGUGGGCAUCUCCGCGGAAGCAGCAGUGUCCAUUGCUUUGCCCAACACCUACGAGUUCAUCGUAUCCUUCAUCGCCGCCUCAUGGCAACGUGCCAUCGCCGCGCCUUUGAACCCCGCGUACAAGCAGUCCGAGUUCGAGUUCUACAUCGAUGACUUGAGCUCCGCCAUUGCGCUUGUACCGAAGGGCGCAUUCGCUCAGGAUGCGGCGGCGGUACGAGCUGCACGCAAAUACAACGCGGCCAUUGCUGAGUGCUACUACAACGGCCACGAGGUGGUUUUGGAUGUCAAGGAGGCGGGCAAGCUCGCUGGGAAGCGCGCUUCGAUCCAGACGGCCCAACCCGAUGAUGUAGCCCUCGUGCUGCACACCUCUGGCACCACGGGUCGUCCUAAGGCGGUGCCUUUGACUCACCGAAACUUGUUGCGCACCAUGAAGAACAUCCAGGCGACCUACCAGCUUACGCAGGAGGACCGCACCAUGUUGGUCAUGCCGCUGUUCCACGUCCACGGCUUGCUCGCUGGUUUUCUCGCGCCACUGGCAUCAGGUGGAUCAGUUGUUGUGCCUGUGAAGUUCUCUGCUUCUGAAUUCUGGAAAGAUUUCGUCGAGCACCAGGCUAACUGGUACACCGCUGUGCCUACAAUCCACCAGAUCCUGCUCAGGAACCAGGCACCCAGCCCGAUGCCAAAGAUCAGAUUCAUCCGCUCAUGCUCAUCGCCGCUAUCGCCCAAGACUUUCCAUGAGCUCGAGAAAACAUUUGGCGCCCCGGUGCUUGAAGCGUACGCCAUGACCGAGGCGGCCCAUCAGAUGACAAGCAACCCGCUGCCGCCCGGCAAGCGCCAACCUGGUAGCGUGGGUUUAGGUCAAGGCGUGGAGAUCAAGAUCCUGGAUGAAGCUGGAAACGAGGUGGCCCAAGGCAAGGAGGCUGAGAUCUGCAUCCGGGGCGAGAACGUGACCAAAGGCUACCUUAACAACCCCGCGGCCAACGCAUCUUCCUUUACCAAGAGUGGUUUCUUCCGCACCGGCGACCAAGGCAAGCAAGAUCCUGAUGGCUACGUAAUCAUCACCGGCCGCAUCAAGGAGCUCAUUAACAAGGGUGGCGAAAAGAUCAGUCCGAUUGAGCUUGACAAUGUUGUCGCUCAGAAUCCAGCUGUAUCUGAGGCUGUCAGUUUCGCUUUGGAAGACGAGAUGUACGGGCAAGACGUUGGCCUGGCCGUCGUCAUCAAGGAAGGUCAGAAGCUGAGCGCUGGCGAGCUGAAAGCCUGGAUGGCUGAACGUGUCGCCAAAUUCAAGCUGCCGAAGAAGAUCUUCUUCACCGAUAUUAUGCCUAAGACCGCCACUGGCAAGAUCCAACGCCGACUUGUUGUAGAGGCUAUGCUCAAGAAAGAGAAGCCCAGUGCGAAGCUCUAAGUUACUCUGCUUGCAUUUGGCUCAUCCCGCAUGUAUCAUUAAGUAGAACUCGAUUUGGAUGUAUUUUCAAGCACCACAACACGUAUACAGCGCACUGAAUAGACCGUUAGACUACGCGAUUAAUUCACCCGUUGCUUUCCC
Messenger RNA from Paraphaeosphaeria sporulosa, 1809 nucleotides. RefSeq names its product acetyl-CoA synthetase-like protein. NCBI's taxonomy places the organism in Eukaryota, Fungi, Ascomycota, Dothideomycetes, Pleosporales, Didymosphaeriaceae. The transcript has 4 exons. Gene Ontology annotation, molecular function: medium-chain fatty acid-CoA ligase activity. Gene Ontology annotation, biological process: fatty acid metabolic process. The record is from RefSeq and is a predicted model, not a curated record. Bases 124 to 1668 code for a protein of 514 amino acids.